Molecule: messenger RNA, 7442 nt
Organism: Polyodon spathula (Mississippi paddlefish)
Lineage: Eukaryota; Metazoa; Chordata; Actinopteri; Acipenseriformes; Polyodontidae
Gene: elmod3
Product: ELMO/CED-12 domain containing 3
Exons: 12
Coding region: 1122-2270 (382 amino acids)
Source: RefSeq, a predicted model, not a curated record
UCACGUCGCAGCCGGUUGAUCGCCUGGCCGCUCAGAAUGUUGGGAAGUGUAGUUCCGAAAGCAGCCGAGUUCUACAUCGAAGCGGGAAGUGUUGUUUGAAAAAACUACAACUACCAGUGAGCUGUUGGGGCUCCACCGAGCAGCGACUGAGAGGGGAAGAGGAGCUGAGAUUGGAGGGAGUGAGAAACACUGAGCUGAAAGCAGUAAAUCCCAGUCAUCUUGGCAGUAGCUGAAUGUCUGCUGCAGGAGCAACCUAACCCCCCCCCCCCCCCCAGGACCCCAGGACCCCAGGACCCCAGGACCAGAGUACACCAGCACCUUGCCUCCUUGAGCUAGCUGUAUUUAAUAUAGUUAACAAAUGAGCCCCACUCCUUCACACAUCUAUUAGCUGCCUGCACGUGAUGAACAUGUUUUAAUAUUCAACACCCAAACCUCUUCUCCUGGGCAGAGUUACUGUACUAAGGGUCAUGUUCAAUCUGUGAAACUCGCUCCCUGUGCUUUUAAGUGCACCCAAAGAUGUAAAGGUGGAGGUAGUGUAAUAAAGACAGCAGGAACAAGAAGAACAAGAAGCCUGCGCACAGAAUCCCUUGCUGCUGGUUCCAGCUUAAUAUACACCUAAAACCUGCAUGGUGUCACACGGCCUUGGAUGGCAUCUUCCUGAUGAGAACUGACUGCUUUCUCUACAUUGUUGUUUGAAGGCUACUGUGGACCCUUUUCCAGUGUCCUAAUAAUACCAGGACAAAAAUAACUAAUUUGGUUGCAAUGGUUCUCUUCUAAAUCAAUCCAAAGAAACCAUUAAAAAUAUAUAUAUUUCUCAUCCCUCAUUGAGCUGGUAUAUUCCGCUGCAGACCUGCUUUGCUUUCUGUUUUACACUAGUAGUAUAAUUCUUUCAGUGGCUCCAUUGCCAUCGGUCUGUGUGGAACAGCCAGGGCUUGAAACUCUAGGAAUGCAGAGAUCUGGCAACUACAGUUUGGGGGGUGUCAAUUUUGUAACGCUAUGCAGGUCCCACUAUUAGUAAUAGUAGCCCAAUUGUGUUCUGGCUCUCUCCCAGAGCCCCUCAGCUUGCGCUGACGAACCAGAGCACCCAGAGAGGGGGGUAUAGAUGUCUUUGUGGGAAAGCCAUGGAAGGAGAUACCGAUCGCAUGGAGGAUAUAAAUGGAUUGACACCAGAGUAUCACAAGACUGAAGAUCAACCCAGCAGCAAAUUGGCACUCAAAUCAGUACCUAUUUCAUCUCUGAAGCAGAAUGGCCUUUUGCAGUCUCUCGCAGCAGGAGGGAAUGAAGAGCAAAAGAAAGAGCUGAGUUCAGAUUUACAAGAAGCACAGGAGGAAUGGGCUGCACUGGAGUCUAUUCAUCCAGUGAUCUCUGAAGACUCUGCUGGUUACACACCUCUGAUCUCUUUCAAUGAGGCUCUGCAGCACUUCCAGACCACAGACCUCUCUGACUACAUGAAGAUCCAGCCUACACUGCGACGGACUGGUCUGGCUGCCAUCGCACACUUCCUGUUCGGCCACCCACGGCUGCACCGCGAGCUGCAGGAGGAGAGGGACCUGGUGUUCACCAUUGCGCAGUGCUCCCUGGAUAAUACCCAGAAGGUACACAUGCGGGUGCUGCAGACAAUCUAUAAGAAGCUGACAGGUGCCCGCUUUGACUGCCCCCGAUAUGGAUCCCACUGGGAGCAGGUGGGGUUUCAGGGGACGGACCCAGCGACAGACCUUCGGGGAACUGGAUUCCUGGGACUCAUGCAUGCUCUCUACCUGGUGAUGGAUCCCCAGACGCUGCCCCUGGCCCGAGACAUCUACAGACUCUCCCAUCACCCAUCCCAGAAUUUUCCAUUCUGUGUGAUGUCCAUUAAUAUCACUCGGAUUGCCAUCAUGGCUCUUCGAGAAGAGACUCUGUCUAAAGAGUGCAAUCGAAGACAGCAGGUUGUUGGGGUCCUGAAUGAUUUCUAUGUAGCCACGUUCCUCCAUCUUUUCCAGAUCUGGAAAACACAGCACAAAACAAUCUCUGAUUCUGGCUUCGUAUUGAAAGAGGUGGAGGUGUUUGCCAAGAAGAACCCAAAGCAGGUUCUGCGACGCUUGGAGAGCUUCCUGAGCGAGCGGAAGUCAGGGGGGAUGGCCCUGGCAUUGGAGACCUGUUCCCAGAAUCCCUCUCCCAGCAUGGGCAGAAGGAGCCCCCGGCUAGACCCCUCCUCCAACGGCAAGGAGCUGAACUUCACUGGCGUGUGUGACCUCCCACCUGAGAUGGAGGGAGAGGCCAGGCUCAUCUGAGGUUUCCGUUACACACAUCAAAUCAAAUAGCAGUUCUGUGUAGAAACACACAGCUCUCCCACCUUAGUCCUUUUGUGUGUUGUCACCAUGGGUUUCGGAAACCAUAUGUGAUGUGUGAUUUUUUUUAAAUUUUUGUUUUUGACUUUCAAUUGUCUUUCUGCUUGAACCAUGCAAUAGCUGUACAGUCAUGGGAAAAUAAUUGAGUGUGUGCGCUACACCAGCAUUGGUGAAUUGUUAGUAAAUGCCAGUUCUAGUGACACACACAAAUAUGCAUAAUUUUCAUAGAAGGCCAAUACAAAUGCAGGACCUAUUUUGUCUACACUGUGUAGACAUUCUGUUCUUAUUGGCAUUCUCUGUCUAAUGCUUUCUAUGGCACCUGAAAACUUGUCUUAUUGGAAUGUGAAUUGCUUUUUGCAUGUGGGUAUAGGUUUGGAUAUUGAUGAUUUUCGGGGUGAUGGUCCUAGGGGGAAAUGAAGUUCAGGAUGGGUGGUAAAGUUACUCAAUUCAUCAUUAGUGUUGGAUACAGCAACACAGUACAUUGUAGUUAGUAGGUGGCUUUGUGAUGGUAUUAAUAAACAUAAGUGAAAGAUUUUCUACUUGGCAUGCCUGCAUAAAGAAUUUUCAUGAGGAAGACCAGACCGAUCAAACCACAGUAGAUGCUGUUGAUAUCUUGUGGGGUAAAUACCAAAUAAUCCCUUACUGGUACAUGCAUUAAACCUCCUACAAUUUGGUCAAUAGCAUUCAUUAGCCAAGCCUUGGAUUUCCAUUCACUUUUAGAGGUUUUACUGAUGCAACCUCCUCAAGUCUAUGUUUUGCUUUUAGAUAUUGUAUGUAUAAAAUAUUUAACAGUAUAAUAGUUUUAUUUAUUUAUUUUUUGUCUGGGUUAGAAAGCCCUUGAACCCGUGGCUAACACAGUAAAUAAAAAAACGCCACUUAAACUGGUAGCGAUGUCCAUUCCUUGAGUUUGAGAGUCUGCUGGUGUAGAUCAACAGGGGGCAGUGUGUUACAUGCUGGGUGUUAACUACACUGGAUAAAGUGCAAGGCUUUUAACAGUGAGGUAAUUCUUGGGAAGAUUCCUGUGUCCGCAUGGGAUUCAGACUCUGCUUUUUCAUUUAGAACCUUCACUAUUCUACCAUCAUCACUACUGACUGCUGCUGCUGCUUCCUGUCGUAUUUAAAUACUAUUUGAUUUGGUAUUUCUAUUCAACUGCCUAAGUGAAUUUGAAAGCCCAUUUCGGUUGUUUCACAGAAAAAAAAAAAAAACUGUAAUCAAUUUACUAACAUGUUUCUCAGUUGUGAUUGAGAUGCCUCAACAUGUAUGAAUUGAAUUAAGGAUAGUGUAAAAGUCAGGGUAAAGCACUGAAAACCAGAAUCCCUAAUUAUACAGUAUGUGUACACUUUUUACUUGUGUUUUAAUAAUCUUGGAAACAUUUGCAAAUGUGUACAUUAUAGUAGGAUUGUGGUUUUCUCUUUUCAAUAUUUUUUUUUUUGACUGGUUGAAUCGAUGUAUAGUAGUAGCUAUUUCAUUGGAAGCUGAACAACACUAUUUAAUCUCUUUCAAAGAUGGAAAGUCUGUAUUUAAGAUUCAUAAACCAAAUCCAAUUGGUGACUGUGCUGAAAAUUAUGGAUUAUGGACUUGUAACGUGUCACCAGCUCUGAACUGCUAAGUUUAUUAUGCACUUAAAAAAAAAGAUCCAAUGUAAUAAGCUAUCUAAAAUACUUAUAAUAAUAGUGUAAUUUUAAAUGACAGUUUUACAAUAUAAUCAUUAAUUUCUGAUUGGAAUUGCAAAGCUGUAAUAGAUUUAAUGUAAAACGUGCUCUUGCUUAAUCAUUAAUGAAAACAACAUGUAAAAUGUUUUGAAUUUUCUUACUGCAGUCUUUUCGCUAAUUUGUGACAUGAUACCACUUCUAACUUUUAUCACGUUUACUCAUCAGAUUUGGGUUAAGAAUAUUAAAUAGACAUAUCUUUGAUAGAAUAAAUACAUCUGUAUAUGACCACACAUUGCUCCCUGUUCUGAACACCAGGCAUGGGUUAGUCAUGGAUGUUUGAAGUAAUAUAGAACAUUAAGAGGCCUAUUCAAAUGAUUGUAAUGGCGUGGUUUAACUUCUUAUUAGACAAACCUGCAGUGUGGUUACAGUAUAAACUCAGUAAACCACUUUGCAAUGUUGCUGUGGGCUACCAGUACAGUAGCUACUGUACUGCUUUUGGCCAUGUAUAUAAUACACAUUACAAUACAAUGUAUCAUGUAAAGUUCAUCAGUACUCGCUGAUCGUUACGCCCCUAAUGUUAUUGCAGUAAGGGUUAAGCCAGCUUUGCAAAGUGGGAGACGUUAUAACCAUGAGGACCUGCACUGUCCGAGAUGGUAUUGCGCCUUGAUACACAAAGAAGGGCUUUUUUAAAAAAAAAAAGAGAGAAAUUCCCCACACAACUCGGGAGAACUGAAAGUUCAGUGGGCGUCCUCUGAUCCUGCAACCAAGCCAGCUUCCUCUUUUAUACCCGGGAACUCGAGCAGAUUCCAGUGAGCUACCAACCCCUGGAAGACAAACACCAGCCCUGCGGUUGUCCAUUUUUGAGUUUAAUUGGCGCCUGGCCAGCAGCGUAUGUUGUAGUGCGAUGAGGAGAAACAGUCCCUGUUGUUUUUGCCUCCCGACUCACGGGAGCUCCAGAGCCAAUGCGACGCUCCCUUUGGAAUCCCCAUUGAAGACCGGUGACUUUGCACAGCAAGAACACGAACCUGUACACCUCUGACUGUAUGACUCUCCCUGCACCCCACGUGGCUGUGCUUUUCCCAGGUGAGCCACUCUGGGACACCAAAGGGGUUAUUAGAUCUCAAAAACACAUUAUUACAGAACAGGUUCAAAUUGAACUCGGCCUUUGGCCUGGCACAAGGUAAUUUGCACAAAACUUUGCAACUUCAUGGGACACUGUUGUGCAACUUAGCGCUGGCCUAUCUGUAUACAUUUCACUACAAGCACUUUGCCUGUGACUUGCAUGCCCCUGACACUAAGUUAGCACAUUCAUCAACACUGUGUUCCUGUCAUCCAUGACUGUCCACAAAAAAAGAUGUUCUGUAAUAAUGUCUUCUGUCCCAUCAUGCAUUUGUUUACCAAGCAUAUGCUGUACAUGCAUGGAUGCAGGCUUUAGAAAACUUGGGCUUGGCAGUCACAGGAAAUCCUUAAGUAAUACUAAAUUGAAGAAAGGUCUUCUGAAGAAGGCGUGUUUCAUGUCAGAACACACGUGUGUGUAAAACCAGCUGCAUAAAUAAUAUGUCUACAGUAUUUUUUUUUAUUUUUUAUUUUCUGUUCUGUGUACCAUUUUUAAGAAACAACUGACUACCCUUUAAAACAAAUCUACAAAAGCUUCCUACAGCUGCAUAAGGGCUGUUCCUUCAGGGGGGCCUGAAAGGGGAAGAGCUUUUUAUAUUGCUGAAAAAUAGUUAACCAAUUAAUUGUUCAACAGGAUUGCUUCCUGUUCGAGGAGCAGCAGAUUGCUCAGUUGCAGUUGUACAUUUCUCUAUGGGUAUUUGAAACAUCCUUUUGUUCUGUUUUAAACAGCAGCUUCUCUGCUGGAGCUCCAGCAGAAGGGGGUGUACAACCCCUAUUGCAACAGAUAGGCCCCAGCAUUUGUGUAUACCAACCCUGCUCUCUGCAACAUGGCAGAAAGAUAGGUAACUAGUGUCUAGUAGCAUCUGUAGUGUUUAAAGUGUAUUCAUUAUUUUUUGUUUUGUAAAUAAAUAAAUACAAUUGAUUGUAAUAGGAAACUUUACCUGGGCAUUAAAACAAAGUACAUUCCUUACCUCAUAUUUUGAAACGUAGCGUUGCCAACAUUUACAGGGAUGCAUUCAAAGUCCUGUGCUUUUGAGUUGAUCAGCACCUGAUUCAAUUUCUUCAUUGUGUAAAUGUGAAAUAAUCUGACACUACCACAAAAAAAUAGUAAAUACAAUUCAAAUCUAUUCUUGCAUUUACAUAUGGAAAAGCUGCGUUUUGCCCCAAAAAUACUAAUUUUAUACAGAUAUGAUUAGGAUCUGACUUGGAGUGUUUACAUAUACUUACAACUGGACUAACACACUCAUAUUUGAUCUGAUCUGGGUGUGAAUGCAGUCCAGUGUAGGGAACAAUGGGUAGCUGUCUAUGCAUUCUAUAAACUCAGCACUGUAGUUUCAAUCAAGCUAAAAAAUAAUAUUCAUGCAGUAAAUUAAGUCUGUACAAUUUGGCUGCCAUUGCAAUAACAGGUUCAGUGGGAUAAAUACAACGAUUGAUUUCUUUCCCACCCAUGUAAAGCGGUUUUGAAUGCUGCCAGUCCCCAACUUACGAAACCCCCAAAAUUAUUUAUUUGGAAUUGAUCAAAGUUUAGAAGAUGCUAACGCAGGGCAAGGGUAAUUCCGGGAAUACCAAUUCAAGGUAAACUUGAUUUAGCCACUACAGGAAUAGCUCAUCGAACAUUAGAAUUGAACCUAGAAACUCCAUUCGAACCUUAGGACAGGUCUUUUGCCAUUGUGCAUAUUCUUACAUUGUAUGUGGGGAGCACUCUUGUUUAUAAGUUUCACACAUUUUGUUGGGUUAACUCGUUUUAAUGUGUAUUUUAAGUAGUCCUUCUGAAAGGCUGUCUUUUGCCACCCUCUUGCCUUGAAAUUGGAUACUCCCAGACUAAAUAUCAAGUUUGCAUGUAACUUUUGCUGUCUUGUAAUUCUAUGUUCUUGAGUGAGAAGAUCAGACUGCUACCAAAACAGACCCACUUACUGUCCUGAAUAAAUAAAUGGUUAGUAUCGAGAUACAUUUAUAGGUUAAAGCACUAGUAUGUAUUUAUAAGAUGGAAUGUUUUGCAGAGUUCUGCAGCAUCUAUUGGAUGUAAGAAAUUUGUAAGUGUGUGUCUUAAAAAUAUGAAAUAUACUCUGUACAACUACAAAAUAAAUUUAAUUUAUGUAUUUAGUGUUUUUUUUUUAUUUUUAUCGCCACUCUUCAAAUAGCAGUGUGCAGAUCAUUUUGGACUUUUAAUUACUUCAUGUAUUUGGAGAUCUACGCACUUGUGUUUGGUUGUUUGUUUGUUUGGACUUCGCUUUUAAGGCGCAGUAAGGACUUCGUUUAAAACUAUAAUUGCUAACGUAACAGUACACCAAAGUAAAUAUCAUUAAUUCCUGUAUAAAUCCAAUAAUAAAUUAAUAUUUUACCACUA